AUGGCUCCGACCGUCUGGAUCCCGCCACGUGGCAGUGAAUCAACGGCACAAGAGGGGCUGGGAGUGAAAUGGGAGACAGAGGAGGCGGAGGAAGAACAAGGGAGCGCGGAAGGAGACAGGGGGGAGGCGGGGGAUGGGCGGCAUGAGGGGGAGGAGAUAGGGAAGCGUGGGAAUGCAUGGGGAGGGGGAGAGAACGCAUGGGGAGCGAUGGGGCGGCCGCUGAGGCUGGCUGAUGGGCGAGCGGUGAUGGUGCGACUCACACAGCAUGGCGCCGCAGGCCUGAAAGAGGAGCCUGCUGACGCUCUGUGCGAUAGGGAUGCCCCCACUGUCAUCAGUAGCGCCACUGGUGAUGCUGCUGCUGAUGCUGCUGAUGCUGCUGCUACUGCUGCUGCUGCUGUACCUGGCAGUGGUACGAGUGUGGCGGUGGCACAAGGGUCAUGGCUGCGAGUGAGGGUGAUGGGGGUGGUGGCCAUCACUGCAGCGGACCACGCACACCUGCUCGUGAGCCCUUGCUGCCUCCAUCCAAGCCUCGCCUGCCCACCUGCCAACCACCCCUUGUCAUCCCUCUCCUCCGUUGCUGCUCACUGCUGCCCUCACCCUCCUUGCCCCCCUCUGCUCCACCACGCCUUGCCAUCCUCGUCCGCCCUCACCUCUCCUUCCCCCGCUCUAUCCUCCCUACGCUUCUCGCCUCCACUCUCACGUACGCCCCAUGCCCCACCUCCUUCCCGCCUCUCCCCCCCCUUCUCACCACCCCUGCAGGCGCAGGUGCAGCGCAUGCUGCGGCUGUCCCCCGCCUGCCAGGCCGCCGUGCAAGCCUUCCACCGCCGCCAUCCCGCCGCCGCUGCUGCUGGCUUCGGGCGGCUCUUCCGGUCGCCCUCACUCGUUGAGGACCUCGUCAAGGCGCAGCUGCUGUGCAACUGUGAGCCCCUUGCUUCGAGUCUGGCCAUGGCACGCGAGCUGUGCCUCUUGCACCGCCACCACUUCGGCCCUCCCCUCGGCGCGCCCGAUUCGCCUGAGUGUGUUGGUGCUUUUCCCGAGCCUCACGAGCUCGCAGGCCUGGAGAUUUCGUACCUAACUAGCAGGUGCGGGUUGGGCCCUCGGAUUGCCAGGUUGGCAGCUGACGUGGCAUCUGGUGCCAUUGACCUGGAAGCACUCCAGAGGGACUGCCUGCUGGAGAAUCCGCCAAGCGGCUGUGACAUGGCAGCAGUACGUGCAGAGAGGGAGGUGGCAGGGCAGGCGGCUGUGGGAGGUGGGGAGGGCGGCGCGCAGACAGGCGAGGGCGAGGACAUGAGAGGGGCAGGCGACGUGCGAGUGGAUGCGAGGAGAGGGGCUGGCAGGAGGAAGAGAGGGAGGAGUUGGGACGAGAAUGGGCGCGAGUUGAAGGGAGUGGAGGCAGCAGUGGAGAAGCGGACGCCUGUGAUUCGUGACGACAGCCCUGCAGCACGCGAGGCCGCGCCCUGCCAUCGCAGUGUGCCGCCGACUCACAGCGCCAUGGGGGGACGGAGGCAAGCAGGCACGCGGAAGAGAGGGGGGAGUGGGAGGGGCAAGCAAGGGGAGGUGGGGUGGGAGGAGGCGGUGAGGCAGAGGGUGCAGCGCUUGCCGGGGUUCGGCCCGUUCUCAUCGGCCAACGCGCUGCAGUGCAUGGGCGUCUUCUGCUUCGUGCCCGCCGACUCCGAAACCAUCCGCCACCUCCAGGCGAGGGGUCAUGCGGGGUGCACGGCGGGCACAGUGGACGCCCUGGCAGCAAGAGCAUACGCCGCCCAUGCGCCCUUCCAGUUCCUCGCCUAUUGGCAGAGCACACGUGGGACACGUGCCUCCACCAUGCCGGGUGCUUCCUUACUGUUUACUCUCACGCCCCUCAUCCUGCUUCCACUUGCCCGUGCUCACUCCCUGCACCUGCUGUGCUCUGCGUAUGCCGCGGUGCGGGGGCGUCAUGGCAGGUGGGAGGUGUGGGGGGAGUACGAGCGGGUGUUUGGCCGCAUGGCACACCUGCCCCCGGCGCGCUACCAUGCCAUCACGGGCCACAACAUGCGCACGGCAGGGGGCGCUGGCCCGGGGGGCAGGGGAGGUGGCGGUGAGGCGAAUCUUGGGGGGGGUGGUGAUGCGGUGGAGGGCAGGGGGGGUGGCGGCGGUGGUGGUGUGAUGGUGAGCGCUCAGCGCCGCCACACUGGCAGGCGCCGCUCACAGGGUGGGUCGACCAGCCCGCCCAGUGGCUGCCGUCGCGAGGCAGAGGGGGAUGGCGGGGUAGACGAGGGGGGUGACGGGAGAGCCGGAAGAAGUGGCGAAUCACGCGGGCAUGCAGCAACAGCUGGUGUGGUGAGAGGUGCAGGAGAGGCGGCAGCAGCCACGGAUGCCGCUGGUGUUGCAGCAGGCAGCGGUGAUGGCGGGGUGUGUGUGCAGUGCGGUGUGGCGGGCAUGGGUGUGCGGCGCAGCAGGCGGGUCAUGGCGCUACGCACUCAGCGCGGCAGUGCGAGUGGCACGGCCGCCUGUGGUGCCUGCUCAGCGCCGAGCCGUGGUGUGGAGCAGCAGGGGGUGGAGGGAAAGAGCCGGGAACGUGGCAGUGGCAAUGGGAGGAGGCGAGGGCACAGCGGUGGGAGUGAGAGGGGUGAGCGGACGCAAGGGGCGGGUGGAGGUGAGAGGAGAGGCAUUGCUGCAGUGGGAAGGGGGCGAGGAAGGGGGAGGAGUGAGUUAGAGAAGGAUGAUGUGGGAGGGAAUGAGGUGAGUGAGGAGAGAGGGGAGGCAGCGACGGGGAUGGUGGUGCGGAGUGGUGAAGAGCAGGGGCGUGAGAGUGUGCGUGCAGGAGCAGGGCAGGCGGCGGAGCAGCAGCAGAGGGAGAUUAGGCAAGGGCAGCAGCGUCUAGAGCAGCAGGAGGGUGAGCAGCAGGGGGAUGAGCAGCACAGGGGCGAGCAGGCAUGGGUGCAAGCGGAGCAGCAAGCAGGAAGCUUCCACGCAGGAGGCGAGAUGGGAACGGCAGGUGCAUGGGCGGUGGGUGCAGCGCAGGCGAGCAGCGAAGGGGGCAUGACAGGCGGGAAGGAGGCGGAGGUGUGUGGGAAGAGCAGGGCAGGGCAUGAGGAGGUGGGGGGCCGGCACCGCCCCAACAGGCGCCUCCUGCUGUAG
Molecule: messenger RNA, 3117 nt
Organism: Closterium sp. Naga37s-1
Lineage: Eukaryota; Viridiplantae; Streptophyta; Zygnematophyceae; Desmidiales; Closteriaceae
Source: the annotation of a GenBank genome assembly